Aspergillus nidulans FGSC A4 is the source of this 1641-nucleotide messenger RNA. RefSeq lists its product as uncharacterized. Gene Ontology annotation, biological process: transmembrane transport. Lineage: Eukaryota; Fungi; Ascomycota; Eurotiomycetes; Eurotiales; Aspergillaceae. The record is from RefSeq and is a predicted model, not a curated record. Gene Ontology annotation, cellular component: membrane; plasma membrane. The transcript has 5 exons. Bases 1 to 1641 code for a protein of 546 amino acids. Gene Ontology annotation, molecular function: transmembrane transporter activity.
AUGACCGACCAAGUCGCUAAAGGGAAGACUAGCCUCGACCAGCCCAUGGCCGUGGAUGCAUCGCAAAACCCAGCAUUCGAAGAUGUUAAGAUCGCCGACGCCGAGAGAGAUGCCGCUCCUGCCUCUAUCAGUUCCGCCCACAAGCCCAAGCCGCGCUCUCUAUGGGUCGCCUGGCUUUACCUCUUCGAUUGGUAUCCGAGCCACUACUCAAAGCAGGAGCGCAAGCUGCUCUUCAAGCUGGACUGCGUCCUGCUGCCGCUUUGCUGUCUGGCAUACUUUAUCAAAUGGCUCGACCAAGUCAACAUCAAUAACGCCUACUCCUCGGGAAUGAAAGAGGACCUCAAUUUGUAUGGAAACGAGUACUCGCUCUUCGGCACCUUCUACAAUAUCGGCUACAUGCUCUUUGAGAUUCCCAGCAUGAUGAUAAUGUCGCGGCCCAAAUUUGCGCGCUAUUUCCUGCCGACCAUGGAAGUGUGCUGGUCCGUCCUCACAUUCGCACAAUCCCGGCUCCGCAAUCACCACGAUAUCUACGGUCUUCGGUUUCUUCUUGGUGUCCUUGAGACCCCCGUGUCCAGCGGUACCAUGUAUAUCCUUUCCUCCUGGUACAGGGGCGACGAGCUCUUCAAGCGCGCAGGUGUCUGGUUCGUCUCGAGCAAUCUCGGCUCCUUCGCAGGCGGGUAUCUACAAGCCGCAGCGCACGAGACGCUAGACGGUGUCCAUGGGAUGGCCGGGUGGCGGUGGCUAUUCAUUAUCGAUGGGUGCAUCAGCUUGCCAAUUGCCCUGGGAAGUUUCUUCUUCUUCCCUGGUCUGCCGCACGGGGAGAAAGUGUGGUGGUUGACGGACGCUGAUCAUAGGCUCUGUGUUCAGAGGAUGCGGAACGAGGGUGUGAGGGAAAGCCGGAAAAUUGGGAAACGCAUGCUCAGGAGAGUGUUUACCCAUUGGCACUUCUAUAUCGCAGUCUUUACGUACAUCUUCUUCCAAUGCACCUCCUACGUUGCCGGCCAGAUGAUCCUCUGGUUAAAAGACCAGGCAGAUCGAUAUGGUACCUGGACAGUGUCUCAGAUCAAUAUGAUUCCGACGGGCGUACAGGCUGUUUCUGUGUUUGCCGGUGUACUGGCGACAUCUCUGGUCAUGGUAUAUCCGCCCUGGGCUGUCAUGGGCGUUGUUGCCUCCGUCCUGCUCUUCUCGAAUGUCUGCCUUUUGGUCUGGGAUAUUCCGCUGGGACUGAAAUUUACUGCAUACUACCUUCUCGGCUUCACCUCGUGUGUCACGCCAAUCCUCUUCCCGUGGGUGAACAUGGUCAUGCGCGAUGACUCCGAAGCCAGAGCGUUUACGUCUGGGGCUAUGAUGACGUUUGGCUGGGUCUUCUUCAGCUUCUACCCGAUCACCGUGUUCCCUGUCGUAGAAGCACCUAAAUGGCGCAAGGGAUACGCGGUCAACACGAUCUUUGUUAUCUGCUGGUGCACGCUGUUUAUGGUUGGUCAGUGGCUGUGGAGACGAGAUGUCAAGGCCGGGAAGUACAGCGUUGGUGAGUACGCUAUCAAGGACAAAGAGGAAGAGAGCGAUGGGAAGGAUAUCGAUGCUAAAAGAGAAGUGCUGGAGCAUGUUGAGGUCUUGGAUGGGAAGGGCGCGAAGGCUUAG